CAUACUUGAAACCACAGAGGUUUUAGCAGCACAAAAUCUUUUAUUAUUACACUUUACAGUUUACACACACACACACAUGUAUCUAAACUCUUGUAAACACGCCCAUUAUUACCCAAUUUUGUAAUCAUGAAUCGCAAGAUUUUGAGUGGCACCAUGUCUUUAUGUUCGAGAUUUACUUCAUCUUCAGCCCCUCCUCAUCUACUAAGAGUCGGAGACAAAUUAAGGGAAACAAGGGUUUUUUCAGAUAAAGAUGUUGCUGAAUAUUCUAGAGUGAGUGGUGAUUCAAAUCCUCUGCAUUUUGAUUCUGAGUCUGCAAAAGCUGCUGGCUUUCAAGAUAGGCUUGUUCAUGGCUUGCUUGUUGCUUCUUUGUUUCCCACUAUCAUCUCUUCUCAAUUUCCUCGGGCUAUUUAUGUUUCUCAAAACAUUCACUUCAGGUUACCUGUAUAUGUUGGAGAAGAGAUUGUUGGUGACGUAACUGCAAUUAGCAUAAGAGAGGUCAAAAAUAGAUUCAUCACAAAGUUUUCAACCAAGUGCUUCAAAGAUAAUGGAGAACUUCUUGUUAUUGAUGGAGAGGCUACAGCAGUACUGCCUACUCUGAGCUACAGUACAAGUUGAGGUGCUGUAUAGAAGGGCGGGCGCUGUAUUUAGGAAUCUUUUGGGGAUGUUGAUGUUAUGGUUAGCCGACAUUGUUUCAAGUAAUGUCUAUAAUCCUCAAGGGGAAGGUGCCUGGAUGAGCUGCCCCCUUUUUGCCAAGUCCUCAAGCUACUCCUGAUACCUCGAGAUGUCACGCUUACGGAGGGCUCACACAUUUGAUAGUUAUUGUUUUGGUUUAGAAGUUGCUAAUUUGCCUUUUGGAUUUUUUUAAUCAGGUUUCAUCUUUUGUGGGUAGGGUAUGUUUUGUAAGAUGAGUUAUUUGAGUAGAACAUGACUGAAUUUGCAACUUAAAAGGAUUAUAUGGUAAUUAUUUUCAUUUUAGUACUA
Molecule: messenger RNA, 981 nt
Organism: Daucus carota subsp. sativus
Lineage: Eukaryota; Viridiplantae; Streptophyta; Magnoliopsida; Apiales; Apiaceae
Product: 3-hydroxyacyl-[acyl-carrier-protein] dehydratase, mitochondrial
Exons: 3
Coding region: 127-615 (162 amino acids)
Biological process (GO): fatty acid biosynthetic process
Cellular component (GO): mitochondrion
Molecular function (GO): (3R)-hydroxyacyl-[acyl-carrier-protein] dehydratase activity
Source: RefSeq, a predicted model, not a curated record